UAUCAAUUCAGCCAUCAAAAAUCUCUAAAUUUAUUAUUUACUUUCUUGUUUCCAAUCUUCCAAACAAAACAAAUGGCAAUGAUCAGUAACAAGAAACUCAUCAAAAUGGCUCGGAGAUGGCAGAAGUUUGCAGCCAAGCAGAGGAAGAGGAUUUCAUUUCCAAGAAAUGACAGUGAUUCAGACAGUUGUAGUACGUCUUCAUCGUCUAUAGUAGAAAAAGGACAUUUUGCAGUGUAUACAGCUGAUCAAGUUCGGUUUGUCAUUCCUUUGGCUUACCUUGAAAAUGAAGUCAUUAGGCAACUCUUGAACAUGUCUGAAGAAGAGUUUGGGCAUCCGAGUGGUGGCCCUAUUUCAUUACCUUGUGAUUCAGCCUUCAUGGACUACAUCAUUUUGUUAAUCAAGAAAGGCGUAACUGCAGGAGAUCUUCACAAAGCAUUGCUCCUAUCAAUUCCUUCAUCUUGCUGUUCAACUUCUUCUUUGCACCAAGAAUGUGGAAAUCAGCAGAUUCUUGUUUAUUGAAUCAACAUCAACAUUCUUUCUGUACAUAAUAGCUCAAAAUAUAGUUAUUAGAGACAACGGAGAUUGGAGAGUACACAAUUGUAAAGCAUAUCAUACUGAUUGAAUCUUAUUUAAUCAAGAAAA
Solanum stenotomum is the source of this 642-nucleotide messenger RNA. RefSeq names its product auxin-responsive protein SAUR68-like. Bases 73 to 519 code for a protein of 148 amino acids. Gene Ontology annotation, biological process: response to auxin. The record is from RefSeq and is a predicted model, not a curated record. The transcript has a single exon. Lineage: Eukaryota; Viridiplantae; Streptophyta; Magnoliopsida; Solanales; Solanaceae.